GUGUGACGUGGCAUUAAAUGUAGUGGACGGGACGCUUCUUCAACAACAGCUAAUCAGCAACCCUUGCUAGCCAACAUAGCCGAAACAUUGGAGCUCUUUAGAUGUUUUCGGUGUUUAUAUUGUGUUUUAAACACACGUCUGUCGUAUCUACUAGUUAACCAAUCCCCCCCCCCUCCGUAUUUACGUUGUUAGUCAGCUAACUUAGCACAGGGCUAGUCGCUUAUGCUAACUAGCUAGCUAAAAUCCCUGACCAUGAGCUCACCAAGGUACUCCCCGCCUGCUAAAGAAGAGGAUGUCUGCUGGACUGAGAAACAGGGUCUGUGGCUUAAUGUUGUCGUGAAAGAAGAAGAGGAAGAGGAGGAUGUCACAGUGAAAGGCAACGAAGAAGCUUCCAGAGUGAAAGAGGACGAGACUGGAGAUCUGAUUAACACCACAGGUGAAAGACCAGACUCUCACGGGAAAAGUCCUUCAGGGAAACCAGACCCACAGAAGACCAAACCAGCAAGACCACACCACUGCUCCCAGUGUGGAAAGUGUUUUAGACACGCAGGGAAUCUGAAAACGCAUGAGAUGAUACAUACAGGAGAGAAGCCAUAUCAAUGCUCCCAGUGUGGAAAGGGUUUUAGACUCUCAGGGCAUCUAAAAGUGCAUGAAAGAACACACACUGGAGAGAAGCCAUAUCUAUGCUACCAGUGUGGAAAGGGUUUUGGACACUCAGGCAAUCUAAAACUGCAUGAAAGAACACACACUGGAAAGAAGCCAUAUCUAUGCUCCCAGUGUGGAAAUGAAUUUUUCUCAUCUGGGGACCUGAAAAAACAUGAGAGAACACACUUAGUAGAGAGGCGUUUCCAAUGUGCCCAAUGUGGAAAGAGAUUUAUUCAGUCCGCGCAUCUGAAAGAUCAUGAGAGAAUACACCCAGGAGAACAACCAUUCCAAUGCUCCUUGUGUGGGAAAAGUUUUACCCAUUCAUGGAACCUGAAAAUGCAUGAGAUGACACACACAUGAGAGGAGAGAUGCCUUUCUACUGCUCCCAGUGCGGAGCGAUUUACUUGGUUAGGGAAUCUGAAAACGCAUGAGAGAACACAUACGGGAGAAGCCCCCCUACCACUGCUUAGACUGUGGAUAUAGAUUUACCCAGCUAGGCUACCUGAAAUCACGAGUGGACACACACUGUGGAAAAGUUUUAAGUAGUUAGGGAACUUGAAAAUGCAUGAGAUGACACACACAGGAGAGAUGCCUUUCCACUGCUCCCAGUGUGGAAAGAGUUUUAGAAAUGCAGGGAACCUGAAAGUGCAUGAAAGGAGACACUAUGGAGAGAAGCCUUUCCAAUCUUCUCAUUGUGGAAAUACAUUUUCCCUGUCAGAGGACCUGAAAUCACGUGAGAGAAUACGGGCGCUGUGUUCUGACUUAUAUUUUUGACUUAAGAAAUUGUGUUUUGGUUUAUGCCACAACAAAUCAAUGUAUAUGAAAGCUUACUCAAAAACAGGGUUACUUUUUUGUUUUUCUUUAAGACAUGAUAAUAUCUCAAAUCAAAAUAUAUUUUUUUUAAAUGUGUAUUUUGAUUAUGAAGUAUCGAUUUGAAUAUUGGUAUUUAAAAAUGUAAAUUAUUAUAUAGAUUAAUAGAAUGUGCAUUUCUAGAUUCUAACCUUGAAACCUCUUGGAUUUGAUAUGAUUUGGAUAUUACUAAAGACAUUUGAUUAGAUGCAUGAUUUGGAUAUUGCAAAGUGUAAAUUAUUAGAUCAAAACUGGUGGAGAAACAAAAAUAGCAUCAAUAGGUAAGUAUACCAGUUUCAUUUGAGUACCAGGAUGUUGACAGAGGUUUUUUUUGGGGGGGGGGGGGCUGUGUGUGGGAUGGUUGGUGGCCUGGCGUUUGGGACCUUGGGCCGGUGGCCUGAGAGGUCGCUGGUUUGGGUCCCCGAUGUGUGAGAUCUGUCGAUUUGCUCCUUGGCGUGGCGCUUGACCCUAGUUACUGUUGUGGGUCGCUUUGGAUGGGAUUGGCUGCUAGAUGACUGAAUGCAAUGUAAAUAGUGAGUGGCUUCACUGCAGGUAGAUUGUAUGAAUUUUCAAAUUCAAUAAAAUAAAAAAUGUAAUGUGCAUUUUACAUUUUUACAUUUCACGUUUGUCAUUCAGCAGAUGCUUAUCAAAUCACAUUUUAUUAGUCACAUACACAUAUUUAACAGAUGUUAUUGUGGGUGUAGCAAAAUGCUUGUGUUUCUAGCUCCAACAGUGCAGUAGUAUCUAACAAUUCACAUCAAUACACAUAUCUAAAAGAAUGGAAUAUAUACAUAUUAGGACUACCAAUGUCAGUGGCAUUGACUAAAUACAGUAGAAUUGAAUACAGUAUAUACAUAUGAGAUGAGUCAAGCAGUAUGUAAACAUUAUUAAAGUGGCCAGUGAUUCCAUGUCUAUGUAUAUAGGGCAGCAGCCUCUAAGGUGCUGGGUGGUAGCCGGCUAGUGAUGGCUGUUUAACAGUCUGAUGGCCUUGAGAUAGAAGCUGUUUUUCAGUCUCUCGGUCCCAGCUUUGAUGCAUCUAUACUGACAUCGACAUUCUGGAUGAUAGCGGGGUGAACAGGCAGUGGCUCGGGUGGUUGAUCUUUUUGGCCUUCCUGUGAUAUCGGGUGCUGUAGGUGUCCUGGAGGGCAGGCAGUGUUCUCCCUGUGAUGCGUUGGGUAGACCAUACCACCCUCUUAAGAGCUCUGCGGUUGCGGGCAGUGCAGUUGCCGUACCAGGCGGUGCUAAAGACAGGAUGCUCUCAAUGGUGCAUCUGUAAAAGUUUGAGAGUCUAGCCAAAUUUUUUCAGCCUCCUGAGGUUGAAGAGGGGCUGCUGUGCCUUCACCACGCUGUGUUUUGUUGACGUUGAGGGAGAGGUUAUUUUCCUGGCACCACUCCGCCAGGGCCCUCACUCCCUCCCUGUAGGCUGUCUCAUCAUUGUACCGGUAAUCAGGCCUACUACUGUUGUGUUGUCUGCAAACUUGAUGAUUUGAGUUAGAGGCGUGCAUGGCCACGCAGUCAUGGGUGAACAGGAGGGGGCUGAGCACGCACCCUUGUGGGGCCCCUGUGUUGAGGAUCAGAGGUGGAGGUGUUUCCUACUUUCACCACCUUGGGGCGGCCUGUCAGGAAGUCCAGGACCUAGUUGCACAGGGCGGGGUUCAGACCCAGGGCAAUCAAACUUAGUGAUGAGCUUGGAGGGUACUAUGGUGUUGAAUGCUGUGAGCUAUAGUCAACGAACAGCAUUCUGACGUAGGUAUUCCUCUUGUCCAGAUGGGAUAAGGCAGUGUGGUGGCGAUUGCAUUAUCUGUGGAUCUAUUGGGGCGGUAUCCAGAUCGACUUAUAGUACUGACAUUUUUGUUCUGGUCCCCCGUGGGAAUCGAACUCACAACCCGGACGUUGCAAGCGCCCAGAUCUACCAACUGUACCUCAUGGGACCUUGAUUCUAACCUUAACCUAUUGAAUUUUGUCAUUGAGUUAAUUUGUGUACUAGGCCAAGUUAAAGGGAGUAUAAAAAUUCAAUGAUGUUGUUCUGAUGUCAUUGAUAAGAUGUUGACAUGGAAACACAUCACAUGAAUGUUCACAUUAGCAUUAUUCCACCAUGUCAGAGAACUCUGGUGCUUAUUGUAAAAAAGGAUUUGAUUAAUGCAACAUAUUUUUAUCUGGAAAAAUACAUUCAAUAUUUUAUGUAUUCAACUGGAAUUUGAAAAAGCAUUCCAGGUGAAUCUGGUUGAGAGGAGGGCAAAGAGUGUGCAAAGCUGUCAUCAAGGGAAAAAGGUGGCUACUUGGAAAAAUCUCAAAUUUUGAUUUGUUUAACACUUUUUUUGGUUACUACAUGAUUCCAUAUGUGUUAUUUCAUAGUUCUGAUGUCUUCACAAUUAUUCUACAAUGUAAAAAAUAAAGAAAAAGCUUUGAAUGAG
Salvelinus fontinalis (brook trout) is the source of this 3908-nucleotide messenger RNA. RefSeq names its product zinc finger protein 239-like. Bases 253 to 1005 code for a protein of 250 amino acids. Gene Ontology annotation, biological process: regulation of transcription by RNA polymerase II. The transcript has 2 exons. The record is from RefSeq and is a predicted model, not a curated record. Gene Ontology annotation, molecular function: RNA polymerase II cis-regulatory region sequence-specific DNA binding; DNA-binding transcription factor activity, RNA polymerase II-specific. Lineage: Eukaryota; Metazoa; Chordata; Actinopteri; Salmoniformes; Salmonidae.